Molecule: messenger RNA, 1359 nt
Organism: Mauremys mutica (yellowpond turtle)
Lineage: Eukaryota; Metazoa; Chordata; Testudines; Geoemydidae
Product: phospholipase A2 inhibitor and Ly6/PLAUR domain-containing protein-like
Exons: 6
Coding region: 194-904 (236 amino acids)
Source: RefSeq, a predicted model, not a curated record
ACAGUGAUGAAUUUCGUAAAAUCUCAAGUGAAUCUAGGCUCGCUCAAAAUGUGUUUCAACAAGCCCAGACGGUGCCUCUUGAAAUGACUUUCAGAGCCAUGUUUCUGAAUAGAGCACCCCAGUGCUCGCUGUGCCAGUCCUGAGAAACGCCGUUCAGCUCCGAGCCCGGCCCCGUGGGCCUCCCAGCACCAGGAUGGUUUCCUUCAUCCUCUGCCUUCUCCCUGCUCUCCUAGCUACGAGUGCACAAGCGUCAACCCUGACAUGCAAAACCUGCUUUGAUUCAGCGGACGCCUGCCGUGCUGCUCAAAGGACCUGCAGAGUAGACAAGGUUACAGGUGGCUGUUUUGCGGUGGCAGAAGAUAUUACACUGGAGGGGACAAAGACCACGGGCUUUGCCAGUCACUGUAUAGAUGACUAUAAUAUGGGAGUUAAAGACCCUGUCACUGUCACUCUUGGGAAUGGCACGUAUCUGCGGAUCAACACCACAUGGUGCAACACAGACAAUAACUGUAACUCGGCUGUACCGGAAGUGCCCACGGGGAGCACCACCUUGAACGGGCUGCAGUGCCCAACCUGCUUGUCUCUGAGCGCCGAUACCUGUGACAGCCACAUCGCCCCUUGUACAGGGGACGAGACCUAUUGCAUCGAUUUCGCUGGGACGAUACAGAAAGGUUCAGAGAUAUCAACAUUUGCUGCAAAAGGCUGCGCUACAGCGUCCACAAAAGUGAUUAAAGUGGGAAUCAGCCUGGCUUCUGCACUCUCUGUGUUCACGUUCACAAAGGCGAUCUCCAAACCUGCGGAGAAAACACCCACCAGUGGGGCCAGCCCGGUUCUGGGGAGAUUCUCCUUCGCCCUCUACCUGCCUGGCCUGACUGGGCUGCUGCUGGUGAAGCUGCUUUCCUGACCCCCGCCCGGCACGGCCCCACAGCACCUGAUUCUUGUGCGUUGCAGCCCGAGCUCUGAAUCGUACGUUAAUUCUAUUGAUUAUUCACAAACUCCCAGUGCUCGCUGGGAGGUCUGACAGGCUCUAGUUCCUAGAUCCGUCCCAGUGUUAUUAAAAUUGCUGUUCAGCUGGGAACCCCGAGGGGGCCGGUCGCAGCCCUCGCACUGGAGGAAACUUCUGUGUUUCUAAUCAUUGAUCAACUCGUUUAGCAGAGUCCCAAAUGCUCCAGCCCAGGAAGGGGGACAGCAGUAAUACAUGUGAGCUGUUCCGUUCUCGCACCGCCCCUUGCAGAACAACCGGAAAUGUUAGUCAUUAUCUUCCUCCUCACCAGCACCUUCCUCCUCCUCACCCAGGUCCGUGAUCCGGUGUUGCAGCGCAGGCGUGCGUGGACAGAGCUCGACCAUCAAUAUGAUUUA